UUAUUGGUUAGUGUGUGGUUAAGCCCCAGCAGCAUCGGUUCAUCAUGUUUAAGAAAGAGUCUAAGUAUGUUUACAUGAUGGGACGACGUCUCGUAACACCAGUUCUGGCUGUUACUCUAAUAUUCCUAGUCGUACUAUCCACUAUCAAGGACCUACCCAAUACAUUAAAAGCUAAAUCUGUUUCAAUUGAGUAUGUUAUUGAGGACAUACUAUGUUCGAGCUCGCAGCCUCCGCCAGGACGUAGUAUUUUCUUUCAUGAGACCAGCUGCACUUCUCCAGAUACGGCAUCCAACAUUAUGAAUCUGACGGCUCGACAAGCCUGUUCAAUAGAAUCGGCUGCUCUGAAUAAUCCCAACUUCCAAAUCUUCACUGUGUUUUCCUGUCCCACCUAUCGCCCGCUCGUCGGUCGUCAAAAACUUCUCGUCGAUGCCAUCGAAAGCUAUGAGAACGUGAACUUUCGUCACCUAAAUUUAAGGGACUAUGCUAUGAACACUCCUAUUGAAGAUUGGGUAAAAAGGGGCGAAUUGCUUAACUCUAGCUUUCCGAUGGAGCACACAUCUGACCUCCUCCGCCUUAUAAGUCUCUAUCGGUUUGGAGGCAUCUAUUUAGACAUGGAUAUUAUUGUCCUGAAGAGAUUAGAGAAAUUGCCUCUGAACUAUGUGGGAGCUCAAUCUAAUUAUACCUUGGCCAAUGGUGUCAUUGGUUUGACAGCCGAUGGAAUAGGUCAUGAAGUUGCUGAAUUAUUUUUACAGCAGUAUCAAAAAUAUUUUAAUGGAAAAAAUUAUGUACAAAAUGGACCAACUCUUGUGACAGCCGUUCUGUUGAAAUAUUGUGGCACCAGCCUCAUGAAAGCCAUAGAAGGCGGUCGUAAGAGUUGCAAGGGAUUUCGACUAUUUAAUACGACUGCAUUCUAUUCAAUUCCUUGGCCAGAGUGGAGGCAUUUUACUGAGCCCAGGUACCUGGAGGAAACUAUGGCAAGAACUAAGGAUUCACUUAUGAUACACAUGUGGAACAAGGUCUCUAGGGGAGAGCGUAUCAAAGUCGGAUCCAACGCUGCAUAUGUAAAGUAUGCGGAAAAGAAGUGUCCCAGGACGUAUGCGGCAGCUGGUGAUUACUUUUAAUGUGUUUUAUUUAAGUGUGUUUCAAAUAAUUUAUUGCUAGAAUAAAGUAAAUACGUUUCCUAUAUA
Molecule: messenger RNA, 1187 nt
Organism: Drosophila mojavensis
Lineage: Eukaryota; Metazoa; Arthropoda; Insecta; Diptera; Drosophilidae
Product: lactosylceramide 4-alpha-galactosyltransferase-like
Exons: 2
Coding region: 45-1121 (358 amino acids)
Biological process (GO): glycosphingolipid biosynthetic process
Molecular function (GO): alpha-1,4-N-acetylgalactosaminyltransferase activity
Source: RefSeq, a predicted model, not a curated record